This is a messenger RNA of Zingiber officinale, 1821 nucleotides long. Its product is annotated as adenine nucleotide transporter BT1, chloroplastic/mitochondrial-like. Gene Ontology annotation, biological process: transmembrane transport. The coding region runs from base 333 to 1526 and encodes 397 amino acids. The transcript has 4 exons. The record is from RefSeq and is a predicted model, not a curated record. Lineage: Eukaryota; Viridiplantae; Streptophyta; Magnoliopsida; Zingiberales; Zingiberaceae.
UCGUAUUGAUCAGGUCUCUCGCUUGGGUGCUCUCUGCUUUUUAUUGUCCCCUCUCGCACGCCGCCGUCCUUCCUCGCUUCUAUCGCCCGCCAACCCACGGCGAGAUAGCAAAGGAGACGAGGAAUAGGUUUGGCUGGGAAGUACUCGCGCUGAUUUCGGAUCCGCCAGUUUGAUUUUUCGGCUUGAAUAAUGUAGAUUUGGUAAAAAGUUAUAAAUAAAUUCUACAUUAUCUCCUGCAUCCUGUCCCUAAUUGUAAGAGGCCAAGAGAGAUAGAUUUGGAAGUCGCAAUAUUCUGAACCACAACACGAAUUCCAGGUUCUGCUGUGAUAGCAAUGGCGGAUAAGAGAUUGCAAGCGGUCGAGAAGAUCAGCGGCGGGUUCCUUCAACCUUUCCCAGAACUGGGCUUCUCAUGGAAUAUCCAACCUUUCCAUGAUCUGAGCUUCUCAUGGAAUAUCCAUGAUAGUUCGUAUCCCUCCGGUGGCUUGUUUGCAAGUGUUAGUCAGAUGGGAGUUGGAUUUGGGGUUUCUUCAAAAUGUCCUAAUGUGACAUCUGAGGCAGGUUUUCAGGUUGUUGGGACUCCUGAUGAAGCCACAGAAGAUGUGACCGAUUAUGUUGAAGAAGUUUUGGCUAAAAAGAAGAAAAGUAUACUGAAAGUAAGAAUUAAGGUCAGGAAUCCUCAUUUGAGAAGAUUGCUUAGUGGAGGAAUUGCCGGGGCAGUGUCGCGGACUUGCGUUGCACCCAUGGAAACAAUUAGGACACACCUUAUGGUUGGGAGCAACGGGAAUUCGACGACAGAAGUUUUCCAGAAUAUUAUGAAAACGGAGGGGUGGAAGGGUCUGUUUCGUGGUAAUUUUGUCAAUGUCAUCCGUGUUGCUCCUAGCAAGGCCAUUGAGUUAUUUGCUUUUGAUACUGCUAAGAAGAUUUUGACUCCUAAGGAAGGUGAACAGCCGAAGCUUCUGAUUCCCCCCUCGUUGGUUGCUGGGGCAUUUGCUGGAGUCAGUUCAACCCUAUGCACAUAUCCUUUGGAGCUACUGAAGACACGACUAACCAUACAGAGAGGUGUGUAUGACAAUCUUGUACAUGCAUUUGUGAAAAUCAUACAAGAGGAAGGCCCUGCAGAGCUCUUCAGAGGUCUCACCCCAAGCCUCAUAGGAGUCGUGCCGUAUGCCGCUGCUAAUUACUAUGCUUAUGACUCCUUAAAGAAACUAUACAAGAAAGCCUUCAGAAAAGAUGAAAUAGGAAAUGUUGCCACACUUUUGAUUGGUUCCGCCGCUGGUGCUAUCUCAAGCAGUGCAACUUUCCCUCUCGAAGUUGCAAGGAAGCAUAUGCAGGUCGGAGCUGUCGGCGGUAGGCAGGUCUACAAGAAUAUGCUUCACGCUCUUUUGAGCAUACUGGAACAGGAAGGGAUCGGGGGACUUUAUAAAGGCUUGGGACCGAGCUGCACGAAGUUGGUACCGGCCGCCGGGAUCUCAUUUAUGUGUUACGAGGCUUGCAAGAAAAUCUUAAUCGAUCAGGAGGAUGCAUAACUUGCAUUCUCCCAGCAAACAUGAGGACACUGAAAUGUGGGGGUUUAGGCUUUUAGUUGCAGUUUUUUGGUUCAACAGAUUUUAGCUCAAACUGAAGCUGUUUGAGACUCGGAUACAAUACAUGAGGCAAUACUCUUUUUCCCCUUACAAAUUAUCUUUACCUUUGUGAUCCAUUGAAUGGGAUCAGAUCUUAUGGUCUGCAAAAUAAAAAUUGUUGCAAACAAGUUUGACUAGUUUCUUAUCAUUUUCGAGUUGUUUUAUAUGAUGAAAAGAAUUCCGAGAUCAUUUUAGUCAA